UUCAUUGACAGAAAACUUCCACAUAAUUUCACAAAUUUCCAUUUUACGGCAAAAAGGAAAUAAAUAUUUAUUUCCGAUUGCUUCGUCAUUAACAAUUCCAUUUCUCAUACUCCUCCUUCCCUUUCUCUCUCAACAUUCCCAUUCCUUCCCUAUUCCAUCGAUCUUCUCUCCGCUUUUAUAUACAGAACUCAUCAGCCAUCCACCCUUAUUCUCUCAACGUUCUAUUUUCUUCUCGAAUAUCACAGAACCCGAUUAGAUCUAUAGAUCUUGUUUCUCCAGGAAUUUGAUUAUUCAGAUUAGGACAUCAUGUCGGAAGAACACAGGCUUCAGGAACCACGGUUAUGCGCUAACGAUUGCGGUUUCUUCGGAAACACCGCCACGCAGAAUCUCUGCUCUAAAUGUUUUAGAGAUCUAAAGCACGAACAGGAGAACUCCUCCACCGCCAAAAACGCCCUUAAGCAGACUCUCGCCGCCUGUGUUGCCUCCUCCUCCUCCGUAUCCCCACCGCCUCCUCCUCCUCCGUCAGAUCUGAAAGAAGUCAACACAGAGAAUCCGGAGAAACGGGCAGCAGCGAGCGAGCCCGAAGAGGAGGAGCUGAAGCCGCCGCAAGAUCCUAAACGCUGUUUGACUUGCCGGCGGCGCGUGGGGAUCACAGGCUUCAGGUGCAGGUGUGGGUUCGUGUUUUGUGGAACCCAUAGGUACGCGGAGCAGCACGAGUGCACUUUCGAUUUCAAGCGGGUCGGGAAGGAGAAGAUCGCUAAGGCCAAUCCGAUUGUGAAAGCGGACAAGCUCGAGAAGAUCUGAACGAAUUGUGUUUGGUGUAAAUUUAUCAUCAUCAAUAUUUUAAGCUUUAAUUUGAUUUCUUCUCGGUUUGGUUAUAAUAUGAUGUCUUCUCUUAUUAGUUUUCGAUAAUUGUUUUUACAACCA
Molecule: messenger RNA, 927 nt
Organism: Brassica napus (rape)
Lineage: Eukaryota; Viridiplantae; Streptophyta; Magnoliopsida; Brassicales; Brassicaceae
Product: zinc finger A20 and AN1 domain-containing stress-associated protein 3-like
Exons: 2
Coding region: 307-804 (165 amino acids)
Molecular function (GO): zinc ion binding; DNA binding
Source: RefSeq, a predicted model, not a curated record